UGGAGCGGUAGGUUUUUCAGCGUAAAAAUAAUUCACAUUUCUUUGUGUUGCCAUUAAAACUGCUUUCCGUAUCGUGAAUCUGAUAUCAUAAUUUUCUUGAGCUAAACGUACGCUGUGUGUUACCGUUGCUGUGGAUAUUCUUGCUGAUAAAUCAUGCUACAACAGUUUGUUUUCCUGUUUCUGACCACGAUCGUGCUUUGUGCGGAUUGUGCUGCAGCCGACGGAAUGGAUUUCGGUGAUGGCGCGGCACUGGUCCUAGGAGUGCUCAUAAGCAUCGUCGGCAUACUGGCAUGCCUGGGUGCACACGCCCGAAAACUGCGGGCUAAUCAGUUUUAGACUUAACGUUUGAAACUGUCUCCCAACACCAACCAAAUAAUAAUUUCAACCAAGUACACACAAUCGGCUGAAGGAGCGUCAUUUCUAUUUCAUUCCAUAGUUUCUUAGUGAAGUAAGCAUGAGCUACCUAAGAACCCUCCGAACGGUGGCACUAUCGUCCGGAAGAUUAUCUACGCACACUUAUAGGGAACAUGCGGUGCUAACAACGCCACGGUGGAACAAUGCCAGUGUCCAGGGAUUCCUUCCGCAAUCGGCGGUACGGCAGUUUUCCUACGAAGCUACCGUCACCAGCAUUUGGCAAUCGAUCUCCCACAGCAAACCGGUAGCUUACGUUCAGCAUGGGAUGAUAGAUUUUCACGAUUUCACCGGACUUCCCUGGUGGGCGACGAUUAUUCUCGCGACGGUUGGCCUACGAACAUUUGUCACCUUGCCGCUUGCGAUCUAUCAGAACAAAAUAUUGGCACGUCUGGAAAAAAUUUCAAUGGAAAUGCCCGACAUUAUCAAGGAACUGAAGAUGGAAACAGCCUACGCUAUAAAAAAAUUCAAUUGGUCUGAAAAGGAAGCGCGCAUCAUGUACAAUCAUUCGCUUAAAAAACAGUGGAACAAACUAAUCGUCCGCGAAAACUGUCACCCAGCCAAGACGAUGGUACUGCUCUGGGGUCAGAUACCGCUGUGGAUAGUGCAGUCGGUGGCAAUUCGAAAUUUGGUGUCCCUUAUGCCCGAUCCGACCGCCAUCGAGGCGCAGAUUGCAUACACCGAGUUAACAGUGGGUGGUUUCGGUUGGAUACCGAAUCUGACCGAAUUAGAUCAAUCACUUAUACUACCGGUUGCGCUGGGUGUUAUAAACUUAACUAUCAUCGAGAUUCAAGCUGCGUCUCGAACAAAGCUACCCUCGAAACUUCAAACCGUAUUUACCAAUCUGUUUCGUGUGCUAAGCAUCGUAAUGGUUCCAAUUGCUGCUUCCGUUCCUUCGUGUCUUUGCCUGUACUGGGUCUCGUCCAGUGCAUACGGAUUGGGCCAAAAUCUGUUUCUUCUAUCUCCUCGCGUUCGUCGCGCCGUAGGAAUUCCAGCCGUACCGUCAGAGUCGUCCCAACCUUACCAACACCUAUACCACAAGUUAACGUCGAAGUUCAGUGCCCUAAGCAACCGUUUGUCCAGUUCUAAUCCCAGCCCGAAAGUGUGAUCCGUUCGAAUAAGAUAGUUAAAGUUUCAAUACAUUAAUUUUAAAUUAUGCACUUUGCUUUUGUACAUAAACCACGUUUACGGGCGUUUUAUUAUAUAUCUUAUAUUGCUAACCCCAUUGAUGUUUUUUCAGUAUCACUACGUUAAUAAGAGAUAUAAAAGUGUAAAAAUGCCAUCAAAAAUAUUUAAGGUACAUUGCAACACGCUGUACUACUCAGCUACUCGGUGUCAUCCCCCGUGAUGUUUUCUGCGACGUUUACUGGUUCAUUGUUUCCGGAAGUUAAGUUUUUAGUUCUAUCUUAUUGAUUAAGGAGAGAAAACUUAUCGACGCCUUAAACUCCAUGCUGGUGCAGCGAUUGGUUGAGCUUCUGCUCGAUCCAGUCUCGAUAGUAGGCCACGUUCAAGUAAACUCCCGGCUUAUUCACGUAGCCACAGUGCUUUCCCCACGAGACGAUACCGGUUAGGACAUUAGUGCCUGGAACGAAACCAAAUAACAUGAGAUGUUUUCUCAAACUUAACCCAAGCCGUUGCUAGGUAUUGAUAGGCUAGAUAUCAAGUGGGAAUCUUGGUGAAGUGGAAAGCCACGUCGAGGCUCUUUAGCUAAAGAACAGCAACGAUCUUCGACACAAAUUUUGUUAUGAAAAUUAUUUUCUACUCUUGAAUACAAUUUUCUGUUUAAAACUGUUGAUCACAGAGUUAUAUAUACAGCUUUGGACUUUAGUAUUAAACAUUUUGUUGUGUUAAACAUUACUGUUUUAUAAAAGGCGUAAGAAAAUAAAGGAAGUUUCGUACAAUGU
This is a messenger RNA of Anopheles coustani, 2315 nucleotides long. Its product is annotated as cytochrome c oxidase assembly protein COX18, mitochondrial. Gene Ontology annotation, molecular function: membrane insertase activity. Gene Ontology annotation, cellular component: mitochondrial inner membrane. The transcript is spliced from 4 exons. Gene Ontology annotation, biological process: protein insertion into mitochondrial inner membrane from matrix; mitochondrial respiratory chain complex IV assembly. Lineage: Eukaryota; Metazoa; Arthropoda; Insecta; Diptera; Culicidae. The record is from RefSeq and is a predicted model, not a curated record. The coding region runs from base 455 to 1519 and encodes 354 amino acids.